Hyaloperonospora brassicae is the source of this 411-nucleotide messenger RNA. The record is from the annotation of a GenBank genome assembly. Lineage: Eukaryota; Oomycota; Peronosporomycetes; Peronosporales; Peronosporaceae.
AUGACACUGGCGAAAUAUGUUGCGGACGCCAAGGACGUGCCAGAGACCGUUCCGAAAGAACAUAAGACCCAUCAGUAUCUCAGGGAUAACAACGUCACCCUUAGCAAUCAGCACACCAAGAUUCUCACCGCGGAUGAAGAACGGGUGUCCAUGGCUGGCCUCAAUAAGGUGAAGACAUUCUUUCAGAAAAGUGCAAGUGCGAAGCAAGUGGAAUCGCUGAUCCAGGGAACUCGCGGUCUCGAAAAGAAUGCGGCAACGGUCCAGGCCAUUCCGACCGCUACCAAGAAGAGCCUCUCUCAAUUCUUUGCUGAAAACCCUGCUAUCAAAAAGGAGCUCAUCGUAGCGGCAACGCUCUUGACAUUGAUCGCUGCGGUACCAAUGAUUGUAAAGUCGUUUUACCCAGCUAAAUAA